This is a messenger RNA of Hemibagrus wyckioides, 3016 nucleotides long. Its product is annotated as solute carrier family 2, facilitated glucose transporter member 6-like. Gene Ontology annotation, biological process: transmembrane transport. The record is from RefSeq and is a predicted model, not a curated record. The transcript is spliced from 10 exons. Lineage: Eukaryota; Metazoa; Chordata; Actinopteri; Siluriformes; Bagridae. Gene Ontology annotation, molecular function: transmembrane transporter activity. Gene Ontology annotation, cellular component: membrane. The coding region runs from base 1334 to 2791 and encodes 485 amino acids.
UAAGCCCAUCAAUAGCUUUUACUAAGGUAGCUAAAUACGAUCUGCAUAACUGAGAAAGCUAGCCAGAUCCACACUAUAACUAAGGGAUGACGCUGAAGAGGACCUGCUUAGUGGUGGGGUCUCUAAAACAUUUUUCAUGUGUGUGGGAGUGCUCUGAAUAUAAUAAGCAGCAUUAACCACCUGGAAAAAUACCAUUCUGCCAGCUGUGAACACAUCUUCAUGAGUGAGUUUGGUGUGGAGGAACUUCACAGAGUUAUCCAUGUCUUUAUGGACCUUGCUUUGUGCACUGGUGUGCAGUCAUGUUGGAACAGGAAGGGGUCAUCCCCAAACUGUUCCCACAAAGUUGGGAGCAUGAAAUUGUCCAAAAUGUCUUGGUAUGAAGCUGAAGCAUUAAGAGUUCCUUUCACUGGAACUAAGGGGCCGAGCCCAACCCCUGAAAAACAACACCUGAAUUCCAAUGAUUUGGAGGGGUGUUCCAAAACUUUUGGCAAUAUAGUGUAUUUGUUUCAGUUCAGUUUAUUUUUUCCCAGUGUUCCCCCCCAGUUUUCUUUUAGAGACGAUGUCAUAUGACAUAGUAAACUAUCUUUUCUAUAAAAAGCACAAUCAUCCACUUUCCUCUUAUUGCCCAUUUCUUCUUGCAGUUUGUGGUUAGUGACCUCUGCCCUCUUCAGGAACUAAAGCAUUCGAGUAACCAUCACAAAUAGCAGUUACAAGCCAAAAUCAAUGACUUCUGAAGUGGAAGACUGUACCACACUAUUUUCUAAAGGACUGAAGAAAAGGGUUGCUAGCAGCUUUCUAUGUAAUUUCCACUCAGAAAGGAGCACUGGAAGGGAAAAAUCGGCCAGAUAGAAAAAGGUCUGAAUAAUAUUUGGAACCGUGGUGAGUUUGUGCAAAGAUACGUAAAAGGUAAACCUGACAGAAAAUAGUCACAAACCAAGUGAUUUUAUAUAGCCUCAUGUUUCCACAACAAAAACUAUUUCUCAUUAACAUGUAAUCCAGCCAUGCCUUCCUGCAGUGCUAAGUACAUGAAGGCAUCAAACAUGCCAGCAUGCAACUGCACAUGUGCCCUGUAUCAACGUGCACACUUAAUCAAUUUACAGUUUAAAGAACAGAUAAUUGUGGCUUAUGAAAUUUGCACCGCACUUGCUUAACAUAUAAAAUGCAAAUAUAAUCCAUUUCUAUAGGCCCUGCUUCCUCAGAUUCCCUCACUCUUCUGUGUGGCUUGAUAUACCUGAUGUGGCACACAAACACUUUAGUUUCACUUUAGAUUUAUUCUAUAGCAUUAAGCUGCCAUAUAGAGAGAAAGUCAGAGAUUGAGGGCACACAGGAAGCCAUGGCAUCAGAAGAAACAACUCCACUGUUACUGAAUACAAAGAGACAAAUAAGAAAUGGCAGGCUCUAUGUUGCUGCCUUUUCAGCUAUUUUGGGCAGUUUUGUGUAUGGAUAUUCCAUGGUACUUCCCUCCGCUGUGAUUCCACAGGUUCAGGAGGAUGAUGAUCCAAGUAUGCACAUGAAUGUUGAUCAGAUUUCUUGGUUUGGGUCUGUUUUUGCGGUUGGAGCUAUAGUAGGAGGGUUGAUUGCCAUGCUGAUAAUCGACAAAAUUGGAAGGAAACACACCAUCAUGAUGUCCGUAAUUCCCUCCACGGUGGGGUUUCUCACGAUUGCACCAGCGAAUAAAGUGUGGUUGCUUCUCCUCGGAAGAUGUUUCACAGGCGUUGCUGCUGGCAUUACAGCCAGCUCUGUUCCUGUCUAUGUGUCAGAGAUUUCACAUCCAGGUGUCAGAGGAUUCCUGGGAUCCAGUCCUGAGAUCAUGAUUGUCAUUGGAGGUCUGGCACUCUAUGCUCUCGAUUUGGUUCUACCAUGGCGGUGGCUGGCUGUAGCUGGUGAAGUACCUGUUCUGAUUAUGGUAAUCCUGAUGUGCUUCAUGCCAAACUCUCCACGUUACCUCAUCACUAAUAACAAAAUGAAUGAAGCUGAAAGAGCCCUCAAAUGGCUCAGGGGCCAUGAUUUAGACUCUACUGAUGAACUCAAUCAAAUUCAGCACAGUAUCGAAUCCCAGGCUGGAACGCAGUGGUCAGAUCUUAAGAGUCCAUUCCUCUUUAAGCCAAUCUUGAUCUCUGUGUUUAUGAGAAUCCUGCAGCAGAUGACAGGUAUUGCACCCACCUUGGUUUAUCUGGAGCCAAUCUUUGAGAAAACAGCUGUUUCACUGGCACCCAAGUACGAUGCAGCCAUAGUGGGAUUUGUUAGACUGGUCACUGUUAUAAUCGCAGCUGGUUUAAUGGACAAAGCUGGCAGGAAAUCUCUACUUUACAUAUCAGCAUUUAUAAUGCAUCUGGCCAUGCUGACAUUGAUCAUAUACACCCUCAAAAUAUCAUGUAACCCUGGGAACAUAACUGUUGAGGCCCUGUCUGCUAAAGAGCCAUAUGAAGCCAUUAGUAGCAUUACAGUUAUCCCCCUCAUCAGCAUCAUCUUUAUAACACUUGGUUAUGAAAUAGGUUGGGGUCCGAUUACAUGCCUGCUGAUGCCGGAGAUCCUGCCGAUGAAAGUGCGUGGCAUUGCUGCAGGCCUGAGUGUGGUGGUCAAAUACAUCACUGCUUUUGUGCUGACAGACAUCUUCAUGCAUGCAGUGGACACAUAUGGACUCUUUGCACCGUUUGUGUUCUUCGGUGUGGUCUGCGUUGUGAACAUCAUAUUCACAGCCAAGUGUGUGCCUGAAACAAAAGGACGAACGCUGGAGGAAAUUGAGAAUUAUUUCAAAAAUAUACGCACCUUCAGCAUUGCUGAAAGCUGAAAUUCUUUAAUGCAACCAUAGAGAGGUUAUCCCAGGCAGCUUUUUCAGAACUUAAGUCACCUUCUUCAUUGCUCAGAGCUAAUCUCUAAAUUAAAUUUUUUUAUUUGGAAUUUAUAUAAUGAAUUUAUAUGUUAGUGUAAAUCUGCUUUGCGAGAAUGUCCAUUAAAAGUGAGUUGACCUGAAUUAAAUAGACCAAACUUUGUUCAGUUUUAUGGAUGUAAUUUU